AUUUUACGAAUCUUUACGUUUACACUUCAAAUAGGAAUAAACAAUAGAUGAAUAAUAUAAUAACGCAAUGCUUUUGUUCUUUGUUGUAACUUUCCGACAAUCUCAACGACUCACUUUAUAUGAAAUUUAUUAGUUUCAAGAUCACGUGCAUUUAACCUCAAAUUGUCUCGUGACACGUUUCAAGAUAUUGCAGUGGACAACUUGGGCCCGAUGCUACAAUGAGUUGUUUAGUCGCCCACUAUACGUUGAUCCUUUUCCUUUCCGGGCGGAAGAAAAAGGACCGACAUAUAGUUUUGACUUAACGACUAACAACUCGUUGCAGACCGGGCCUUGGAGAUCAGUUUGGCGUUUGACAAACAUGCCUGCUCCAUGCGAGGACAUUAUCGAGGACAUUGAGGAUUUAAUCGCGUCGCAGGACAUAACGCCUAAGGAGAGGUACAGCUCGCGGAAACACAUCACGAUACGGCCUAAGCGAAAGACGCAGGAACAAGUGUUGCAGCCGUCCGUGCUGUCGAGCAUAAUACCCGGCACGCAGACCAUCUACGUGAAGACGUGGGGAUGCACGCACAACAGCUCGGACACCGAAUACAUGGCCGGUCAGUUGGCGACGUACGGGUACAACUUGACCGAGGAUAAGCUGAUGGCAGAUCUGUGGCUGCUCAACUCGUGCACCGUCAAGAGUCCCGCGGAGGAUCAAUUCAGGAACGAGAUCGAGUACGGGAAGAAGCUCGGCAAGCACGUCGUAGUCGCUGGAUGUGUACCGCAAGGUGCUCCCAAGUCUUCCUAUCUCCAAGGGUUGAGUAUGAUCGGAGUGCAGCAAAUUGACCGAGUGCUGGAGGUUGUGGAAGAGACUUUGAAAGGAAACACUGUCAGGUUCUUGCAGCAGAAGAAGGACUCUGGUAAGAAGACAGGCGGCGCUUCGCUGAGUCUUCCGAAGGUGCGCCGGAAUCCGCUCAUCGAGAUCAUAGCCAUUAACACGGGCUGCUUGAAUCAGUGCACUUACUGCAAGACGAAGCAUGCGCGAGGUGAACUGGGCAGCUAUCUGCCGGAGCAGAUAGUCGAGCGAGCCAAACAGGCGUUCGAGGAGGGUGUGUGCGAGCUGUGGCUCACGUCCGAGGACACAGGCGCUUACGGCAGAGACAUCGGCACCAGCCUGCCGGAACUGCUGUGGCAAUUGGUAGACGUGAUCCCCGAUGGAUGCAUGAUGCGCGUCGGUAUGACCAAUCCGCCAUACAUCCUGGAGCAUUUGGACGAGAUGGCCAAGAUCUUGCGGCAUCCUGGAGUCUAUAGCUUCUUACAUAUCCCAGUGCAGUCCGGCAGUGACCAGGUGCUGGCUGACAUGAAGCGAGAAUACACGCGCGCUGAUUUCGAGCACGUGGUGGACUUCCUGAGUGAGCGAGUGCCCGGUCUGACUAUCGCCACGGAUAUCAUAUGUGGCUUCCCUACGGAAACCGAAGUGGAUUUCGAGGAGACGAUGGCGCUCUGUCAGAAGUACAAGUUCCCAAGCCUCUUUAUCAAUCAGUUCUUUUCACGACCCGGCACGCCCGCCGCCCGGAUGCCGAAAGUACCCACGCAGAAGGUGAAGACUAGGACCAAAAGGCUGUCGGAUUUCUUCCAGUCGUACGAACCGUACGGACACAAAGUGGGACUGGAGCAGAAGGUGCUGGUGACGGAGGUAUCGCAUGAUAAGCAGCAUUACGUUGGCCAUAACAAAUUCUACGAACAGGUGUUAAUUCCUAUGAAGCAAGAGUACAUGGGAAAAAUGAUCGAUGUCAAGAUUAUAGAAGCGACCAAGUUCUCUAUGAGAGGAGAACCGAUCGGUAAAGGUGUGUCCCCUUCGCUGAGGUCUCCUCUACCACGAGGAGUCGUUUCCAGAGUACCAUACGAGACGAAGCCGUCGAAAUAUGGAAUAGCGACGGUUAUGACGAUCUUCUUAGCUGUGAUAAUUAGAAUAUUAUGGAAAUUUCUGACCUAGACAAAUAAUUUAUGCGAGAUUAUUUGCAAAUUAUGUAAACACAUUGCGUAACAUGCUAUAAAUUGUAAUUUUAUAUUUUCAAUGGAAUAAAUAUUUAUUUAAAGCUAG
Vollenhovia emeryi is the source of this 2083-nucleotide messenger RNA. RefSeq names its product threonylcarbamoyladenosine tRNA methylthiotransferase. The record is from RefSeq and is a predicted model, not a curated record. Gene Ontology annotation, cellular component: endoplasmic reticulum. Gene Ontology annotation, molecular function: tRNA (N(6)-L-threonylcarbamoyladenosine(37)-C(2))-methylthiotransferase activity; 4 iron, 4 sulfur cluster binding. Gene Ontology annotation, biological process: tRNA methylthiolation. The coding region runs from base 359 to 1975 and encodes 538 amino acids. NCBI's taxonomy places the organism in Eukaryota, Metazoa, Arthropoda, Insecta, Hymenoptera, Formicidae. The transcript is spliced from 2 exons.